UCUUGUAACUCAAAAAUGCUAGCGUGUGCGUUGGUUUUUAACAUUAUACAUCUUUUCCCAUUCGUAGACAAUCUUAAAUGUACAGGAAUUACUGGAUCAAACUGUUGUUAUGGAUUUUUUCUUAAUAACACAACUGGAAAAUGUGAAGCAUGCUCAAGUGGAUAUCAUGGCAAAGAUUGUGCAAUUCAAUGCCAGUACCCCACCUAUGGAGAAGGCUGCCAAUCUGAAUGCAAAUGUUUAAAGAAUGAAUGUCACUACUCUAGGGGAUGUAUACUACACACGACAAUUGAUACAGAGUAUGAAACAAAGAGUUUAAGGACAACCACUUCAACAAGUUUGUUAUCAAACUUAACGGUUUCAAAUCGAUUGGUUACCCAACGUAUAUCAACGGAGAUAACCAACCUCAGAGAUGCUACAUUGAUUACUAUCGUCAAAGAGGAUUUAUUUUUCAAAAACAAUUUGGUGAUAAGCUUACUUGGAAUUUUUGUCUUAUUUUUCUGUAUUUUCGUUUUAACGUAUGUGUUUUUCAAAUGUUGUCGAAAGAGAAGUAUUGAUAACAAGAUGACAAUGAGUGAGUGGAAGGCACAAUAUCAAUCGUUGAGCCCAGGAAUUAUGGAACCUGAAAAUACAGUACAACCAGCACAUUAUCGUGUAAGUGAUUCUGCGUACCUUUCACCUGCUUACUUAAACCCGGUUUCAAAUCGUUAUGAGAACACAGAAACCAUUAGUCGCCAUGCAAACGACGUAAGCAAUAGUGUUGUUGAAGUUAUGAAAAGCGGACAGAUUCGUGCUACCGACCAAAUGUACACAAUAAAUGGGCCAAACAUGUCUUUAGAGGAUCAAUCAGAAAAUGUUUAUAACGAAAUACUUACAAUAUAAAUAUAGCUUUGGAUUAAUUUUUCGAGUGUUAACCACAUUGAGAGUAACUGUGGCAGAAAAUGGACUUUAGUAGAA
Molecule: messenger RNA, 954 nt
Organism: Magallana angulata
Lineage: Eukaryota; Metazoa; Mollusca; Bivalvia; Ostreida; Ostreidae
Product: protein draper-like
Exons: 4
Coding region: 16-879 (287 amino acids)
Source: RefSeq, a predicted model, not a curated record